AUGAAAAGAUUAAAAGCUCUUUAUUUAUGCGUUAAAAACAGCGCUAUAGAGAUUUAUAUAUGUCUAAAUGAAAAGUUUCUGGAGCAAUUCGGAUUUCCCAUACAAGAUGUGACUUGCGGGAAAAUUAUUAAUUAUUUAUACACCCCAAAGGAUUCCUCGAGUCUGGCUAUUACUAGAAUAUUAUUUGGUAUUUGCAUGCUCUUGGACAUCCCCGAUGAGAGAGGAGGAGCGGUGAUGCCGACUCGCUGGGGAGACCCCAACACCUGCCACUUUCCUCUGCUGCCGUUUGUGACUGCUGUCUCCUUGCCGUACAUGGCCCUGGUAUAUCUGAUAUUGUGGCUUGGUGCACUUGGUAUAACCCUCGGAUACCGAUUUCGCUUGAGUUCCUGGGCAUUCACGAUAUGCUACUGGUAUCUAUUCCUCAUAGAGAAGAGUUUUUGGAAUAACCAUAGCUAUUUGUUUGGCCUGGUUUCGCUUCUCCUGUCGUGCACAGAGGCUGGAUACUAUUGGUCAUUAGACGUGUUUUUGAAUCCAUUACUGAAAAGAACAACCGUGCCAUACUGGAAUUAUUUCAUACUGAAAUAUCAGUUCUUUAUCUUGUACUUCGUAGCAGGAUUGAAGAAGGGGACAGCGGAAUGGCUGACAGGUUAUUCUGUACCUAACUUGAGUGAACAUUGGGUAUUUAGCCCGUUUAAAUUAUUCUUAACGGGCCCUCAAAUAAAUUACUUGAUAGUGCACUGGUUUAUUUUUGUCUUUGACCUGACCAUCGCUUUUUGGAUGAUGUGGUCUAAAACAAGGCAUAUUGCUAUGAUAUUCUGUGCACUGUUCCAUCUUAUGAAUACUCGAUUGUUUUCGAUUGGUAUGUUUCCUUGGGUCUGCUUAGCAACAAUGCCUUUAUAUUACCCAUUCGAUUGGCCUAAAAUAUUAUUUCGACGUGCCAUUCCUUCGACUGUAGUUUUUUUUAAAAGACGUAUUCAGUCAUUGAGAGAGAUAUUGGCUAAACUGUAUAAUAAAUUUAAAACUUACAAAGAACAUAUUCAAGAUAAAAGUGAAGAAAAUUUUUCUAAAGAUUCUGAUGUGGAUAAUAUGAUGGAGGAUAAAAAUAAUGAGACAAAUGAGAAAGCAUGUGACGGUAAUGAAAAGGAGACAUCUGAUAACUGCCUUGAAAAAAGUGAAGAUGCAAUAAGAAACUCAGAAGAAUGUAAAGAUAAAUACGAUAAAAGAAAAAUGAGAACUUUUUUAUUGAUUCUAUUACACGUCGUGACUCAAGCGUUUUUGCCCUAUUCUCAUUUUAUUACAAAGGGUUACAACAACUGGACAAACGGUCUAUACGGAUAUUCCUGGGACAUGAUGGUUCACACGUGGGACGUUUACUCCGUCGUCGUGAAAGUAGUGAAUAACGAAAACAAAGCAGAAUAUUUCGUAGACCCUUACAUUUAUUCGCCUAACGAUCGAUGGACAAGGCACGGUGACAUGGUUUACCAAUACGCUCAUUGUUUGAAAGACAGACUCCUUAAAACACACACAGGAAGGCAAAAUUCAGCGAAUUCACUUUCAGAAAACAUUUCUAUUUAUGUUGACGUGUGGUGUUCCAUGAACGGCCGUUUUAUCCAGCGAAUGUUUUCAAAAGCAGAUAUGUUAACUGUAUCCUGGUCGCCGUUUAAGCAAUUGUCGUACAUCAUGCCAUUGUUGGAUGAGGGGCUCAAUUGGAGGAGUUAUUUGCAGAAUAUAAAAGAAGAUGUUCAUUCGUGGAAUAAUUAUAGCGACGUCGUCUUUAUUGCGGAUUUCCCAGGCUACGAACAAGACAAAUUUAUUCCACAAGAAUUGGUGAACGUUUCUCUGAGAGUUCUAAAAGGAACGGUGAUGUAUGAACCAGAACUAACAGCUGAUUUAAAGGGUCAAUCACACCGACUAAAUGCGGGACAUCAAGUUAAACUGGACUCGGAAAAAUUCCAUAGAGUCAUAAAUAUUGGUUCAAGUCCAGCGUUUUAUAUGUAUACUUUUGCCAAUCUUACGGAAGCAAAUAAUGUGGAACAAUCAAAACCGCUUUUACCUAUUAACAAAGAACUAUUCAGACGGUAUAAAAAUAUGUUUACGUUCGCGAACAAUAUUUUUUCGAAUAUAUUUCGAAUUUCACAGUGUAAUCCGAUUUUAUAAUCCCUAGGCUUUUAAAAGAAAGUUUUUCAAAAUAUACCUAGUUAACUACCUACUAGG
Molecule: messenger RNA, 2214 nt
Organism: Colias croceus (clouded yellow)
Lineage: Eukaryota; Metazoa; Arthropoda; Insecta; Lepidoptera; Pieridae
Product: vitamin K-dependent gamma-carboxylase
Exons: 9
Coding region: 1-2157 (718 amino acids)
Biological process (GO): peptidyl-glutamic acid carboxylation
Molecular function (GO): gamma-glutamyl carboxylase activity; vitamin binding
Source: RefSeq, a predicted model, not a curated record